This is a messenger RNA of Phytophthora nicotianae INRA-310, 5086 nucleotides long. RefSeq lists its product as hypothetical. The transcript is spliced from 2 exons. The record is from RefSeq and is a predicted model, not a curated record. Bases 58 to 5043 code for a protein of 1661 amino acids. Lineage: Eukaryota; Oomycota; Peronosporomycetes; Peronosporales; Peronosporaceae. Gene Ontology annotation, molecular function: helicase activity.
CAUCAAAAUCGAUAGAUCAAUCUCGACGCCGUGCGCAUUGGUCUGCAGACGCACCGCAUGGACGCAGACGGCGGCGGCGUCAAGAAGCGCAAGACGGAGGCUAGCGCCAUGCUGCGCAAAAAGCCGCGUCGCUCUGCUCGUGACAAGAGCGAAUUUGUGAGCGUGGAGGUCGGCAUGCGCGAGUUCAAGAAGCGCCUGGCUGCUUCUGGCUCAAACGACGCAGAUACUGCUGACACUGCUGCUGGGGCCAAUACAGUGGAAGAUCUGACACAAGACGUGAAGAAGACGAGGACGCGAGCUAAACCGAAGACAGAAGUAAAGAAGGUAACUACGCGGAAGACGGCACCUCGAACGACUACACAGAAGGCAACUGCAGCAGAGAAGAAAAUGACGGUAAAAAAGACGCCAGUGAAGAGAACGACACGCUCAUCAUCAAAAAUGACGCUGGCGGAGGUGAAGGCGCAACUGGAGCGAGAGCAGAAGGACAGAGUGGAGUACCGUAUCCAGACGCUGCGUCGGGACACAAAGCCAACCGCUGUUCCUGCAUCAAGUGUUUCUGUCGGUGCUUCUGCUGUCACCACAGCUCCUGGGCUUGCUGCUCCAGUAGAUGAAGCCCCUUCUUCGGCUCCUGUGGCUCCUGCACUCGCCGUUCCUGUUGCUUUGCCUGUACAAAUCCAGGCAUCUGCGGUUGUUAGUGCCCAGCAUCCUAUGGAGGUGACGAGUGCAGCACCGGCCACAGUAAUGCCGAGCCUAACACUACCCGCUACUAUUGAGAAUCAUACCCAGAGCACGCAAGCAUACACGUCAACGACGCCGGCACCUCCAACUGCUAACCUUUCAGUUAACCUAGCUCCUGUCUCGACAGCCGUUCCACCGUCUAACCCGGUAAAGAACGAGUUUAUUGCUGAUGACGUGGAAGAAGAUCUCAUGUUUGCAAUGGCACUUGAAGAGGUGGAACGGAAGCUUGCAACGCCUCAGAAGCAACCUCCUUCUAGUAAAGCUGUUGUUGCUACUAACUCGUUACCCUCAGUUAGUCAUCAGGCCCCGGCUGUUCCAGCAAAGCCGACGCCUGUAGAACAAAAGGUGGAAGUGCAACCCACUCAAACUCUUAACGCUUCUCAGCCUCAACCAACUGAGACACUGAUGGAUAUCAAACAAGCAGAACUUGCUGUUGUGUUGGCGCCUGAUGUAUUGGAAGAGAUGGAGCGGUUGAGACGAGAAAAUGAACUUCUCAGGCGGUCGAACGAACUUCUCCAGGCAGCUGUAACGCCGCCUGCGCACCCAGAAACUCGUGUUGAUGAGCAGCCCAGGCGUUCCCCAGACAGAUCCACUGCACACGACCGCAAAAUUGAAUCCACGGUAUCACUAGAGGAUACUUCAGCAAGAUCGAUAGCUCAAUAUCUCGACCUGGCCAGGUGCGAUAGCGACCAGAAUAUGAAGCAAACUGCUUACGCCAAAAUUCCGGAUCGUACGAUCGAUAUGAAUUCUCCUGAAAAGCGUAGUGGAAAUGCAGAACCAAACGGCGAAGACAAUUCAGAAAAUAUAACCAACGAAGAGAAAAAAAUACAUGAAGGUGAGCACAAGCCUGCUGAGGACACGGAGGCUGUCGCUGAGCAUCAAAUACACACAGAAAACGUGUCGCAGCUGUCGACCGCUGUCACCUCGCAGGCAGAAUCGCAGUCUACGCCAUUGCCCGAUCACUCUACCCCCAGCGAAAAAGAUGACCAUUCACCCACACGGCAAAUUGCGAUUGAGCAAGAAGCAGACGGAAAAUAUGAGGUUGUGUUACGUGAAAAAGAAAAAGCAACCAAACUUUCUCCAUCGAAAGAGAAAGAAGACGAGCAUUCUGUUCAUGCCACGGCUGGAAGCGAUGGUGAUGUAUCGGAUGUCAGCAUGUCUGAACAUGACGGUGAAGAAGAAGAAGAAGAUCCAAUGGGGAAUGAUGACUCUGCCCCGCGAACUUCAACAAUUGACAUCGGAAACUACGCAGAGUACAAGGUUCAUCAACAGGACGAGUUGGAGGCUGGCGAGGAUGAAUGCAUAGAGGAGAGAUCGGAUGAUGUGUCCGAAGACAAGAUGGCCUCUGCACCAGCACCAUUGACUCCUGUUGACUUGAAGCCGUACGAAAGGGUGGUUGGAUAUGAAGCUAAUGUAAUUCAAAAGCCACACACAUCAGCGAACAGCGAAAAUCUCGAGCGAACCACUGCUCCUAGCAACUCAGAAGAUUACGAGGAAGAUGGAGGCGAAGAUGAAGAAGAACUCAUGGUCGUGAACCGUGUAAAACGACGAGAAGUAAUGGCUAUUUCAUCGUCGUCGUCAUCAUCAGAAUCGGACUCAGAAAUCGAAGAAGAUGCAGCCGAUGACACGCCCAGCUCGAACGUACUGGAGGCUGCUUUGAAAGCGGCAGGGAGCGACUUUGGCCGUAAGAACCAAGCGAAGGCGCCUUCUACAACCACUCGUGAUCGCCGAGAAUCCAAGGCAACUCUGUCUGGUGGUGCGUCGGUGUCAUCACCCGCGGUUCCUGUGAAGUCGAAGAAACGAAGAACUCCAGGUCUAUCGCCUUCCACUGCAAAGAAACCUCCUAGCGUAAAGAGCUCUCUGCUUUGGCCAGAGCUUGACGAGUUCUACGAUUUUCUACUGGACUUGUCACCACGAAAUGUCCGUCGAUCGGAGAAGAAGAGGACAUAUCUUGAACAGUAUGUUGGUGGGAAGAUACCUACUCAGCACUUAUCUAUCGAAGACUAUUGCAACGUACAGCUCGAGGCGAUUAUGGAAGAACUGGUUGCAUCCGUCAGCAACACUACGGAUAGAAGAGGUGGAGGAGGCUCAGGUCCCAUUCGGCAUUUAUCACUCGCGUCAGUAUCACCCUGUGGAACCCAAGGGAUGUCUACGCCGACAGUGGGGCUGAGUUUGGGUGCUAUAUUCUCUGAAAGUGGCUUUACUGGAAACACAUCCAACAGCAACGACUAUAUCCUUACGUUUGAUGCUUCUGGGCUCGGUAAAAAGGCCUCGUCUGACUUCAUGAGUGGCGAUUUGGUACUUCUGCGCUCUCCUCGCUGGAAAAACUACGAGAUGUGCGUUUUCGGCGUGAUCCUGUGCGACUCUGUGGUCGCAGUGGGAGGGAAGAACGGACCUGGGGGUAAGAGCGGAGGCGGAGAAAGUGACCAGAUCUGUGUGCUUAUUCGGGUUCAACCGCGUGACCGAGAUGAUGCAGUCGAGAACUUUGGUGUGUUAACGGAGCUAUGUCUCUCGAAUCAACGAGCGCCUAACUGGCGAUGGCCAAUGCAGCAAGUGCACAAUACAACCACAAGUGCUCGCGAAUUCCAGGCGAUAAAGGCGAUAUCGUUUUUCCCCAACGAUCUCAAGCAAGUUCUACUAAGCGGACAGCUAGUAUCUACUACCAGAGCAGAGAAGAAAUUUGUACCUUCAUCGUCAAUGAUUUCCCCACGCUUGCUGAAGUACCUGCAGAAGCACUACAAUGACUCGCAGGUCCAGGCAAUCCUCGGAUGUCUUGGAGAAGACAGCCGGGUCAUCAUUCAAGGACCGCCUGGAACAGGUAAAACCAAGACAAUUCUUGGUCUUCUUUCUGCUUUGCUGGAUGGUGCUGGUCUAUCUACACUUCAGAAAGCAAAAGGUACGGCUCGUAUACGUGUGGGAGCGUCACUACAGAACGCACGGACGUCUGCAGUGUCCAAGACUGUAGCUGAGACCUCGAUCCGUAUUCUCGUCGCUGCUCCUAGUAAUGCUGCUGUCGAUGAACUGGUGUUACGAGUUCUGAGCGAAGGUUUGUAUGACGGUGAGAAAGGAGAGUCCUACCGCCCACGUAUCGUGCGUGUCGGUCGUCCGGAAAGUCAGCAACUUUCGAGUUUGGCCGCGGCUCGAGAAGCCAGCGAAAGCAAGAAGAACCGCAAGAAGAUGCGCAAGUACGCUCGCGAAGUGGAAGAAGUUCUACUUGAAAGUUUGGUGACGAAGCAUCGCAGCACUUUUCCGACUGUGAAACAGGCGCGUCAAGCAAUCAUCAAGAAUGCACAGAUCGUGUUUUGCACGCUAAGUGGUGCGGGGUCCGUGGCGAUGUGUGAGUUUGCCCAGGAUUUCGACGCUCUGAUCAUUGACGAAGCUGCCCAGGCAGUUGAGGCCAGCACUCUAAUCCCGUUUAAGUUCCGCCCACACCGAGUUGUACUGGUAGGUGAUCAUCGACAAUUACCAGCUACGGUGAUUUCAAAGAACCUGGUGUCAAUGGGCUACGACCGGAGUCUGCAGCAGCGGCUUGUAGAGAAUGGCUCACCGGUGUUGCUGCUGAAUCAGCAGUAUCGAAUGCAUCCUGAAAUCUCCGAGUUCCCGUCCAAAUUCUUCUAUGAAGGGAAGCUGGUACAAGACGAUAACAUGCGCGAAUGGACGGCUCAGGACUACCAUCGUGACCGUGCUUUCAAGCCUUUACUAUUUUUGGAUGUGCAAGGCGCUCAAAGUCAGGUUAGUGGAUCCACAUCACUACGAAAUAUGAGUGAGGUUGAGGCGGUGAUCCAGCUCGUUCGCCGCUUACUCACCAAAUCCCCGCGCAUCGAAUGGAAGAAGCGCAUCGGUGUCAUCGCGCCGUACAAGCAACAGAUCUACGAAGUGCGAGGUGCGAUUGGGAAGUUAGAGGCAGAGUUUGACCGCCAUCUGGGCAUUGAGGUGAACACUGUGGACGGCUUCCAGGGUCGAGAGAAGGAGAUCAUCAUCUACUCGUGUGUUCGUACCAGCUACGGUGGCCGCAGAAAGCAAAAGAAACGCAGUCGUGGCAACGAUGAGGAGGACGUUCUUGACGCGUUUUGGGCUGACGAGCGACGUAUGAAUGUCGCCAUUACGCGUGCCAAGAGUAGUCUGUGGAUCGUAGGGAACUCGACGUUGCUGAAGCAGAGUCGCGCGUGGCGAGCUCUUAUCCAGCAUACGAAAGAUCAUAAAAGGUAUGUUGGUGACGGUGCCACGCUCUUCGCCUCUAGCUCGUCAACUCGGAAGAUAAGUAAGGCAUCCAGCAAGUCCAAGAACAAAGCCAAUAGCCAAUAGAGACCAAAUAGAGACAACUUCAACAUGUAUGGAUUCAUAUCGA